GAAAUAUUUGGAAUAUUUGGACAUAUCAUAUAACAAGCUAAUGACGCUAUCCAAAAUUAUAUUUGGUGUACACGAAAUUUCAAAUAAUCUGAGAAUAGUCGCAAGCUCCAAUGACUGGCAUUGUGACUGUCAAUUGCAAAAGGAAAUGAAUGAGAUUUUCAUUUAUCACAAUUCAAAACUAGACAUGUUUUGCACGUCUCCAGAAGAAUACAAAAAUUGGAUGGUUUUCGAUGAUCGACUUUGUGAAAAUUAUUCAGAUGUACCUCCAUCUGUUUUCAUGACAACAACAACCCCGGGAAUAAUCACAACAACAAUUACUUCUACGACUCCGAAAACAACAACGGAUAAUCAUAUUUUUAUUCCAACACUGUCAACAGCUGGCACCGUGAUUCCCAAUGAGAUCAUAACGUUGGAGUGUUCUUCCACAAACAAUACUUUCAAAACUGAUGAGAACCGACAGAAUAUAAGGUGGCCGCAGAUCAACUUCUCCCCUGCAGCUUUUGGGGCCCUUACAGUAAAAAUUAGUGUCGAACAGGGCGAAAGCACAAGCGCCCUGUCUUUUGGUCUCUUUUGGUUCUCGAAAACUACAAAGGAGUAUUACAUGAUGGAACUCAUACCAGACGAGUUUGGACUUGGUUGUUAUUUUACAAUGCCACUGCAGACAAUUGUAACAGACUUAAUGCCAAACGUAGCUUAUACAUUUUGUUUGGUUGAUGAUCAGCAUAACACUGUUUCUCCUUUCAGCUGUAAGUCAGUACAUAUUGGUGGUAAUUUGGAAGCAUAUUAUGAUGCCUGGCUUUCGAAAGGAAUGCGUGCCAAAGGUAUAUCUCUGCUGGUCCUUGGUGUCGUUGUAUUCAUGUUGGUGGGCAUAAUGCUAAUGUUUUUGGUUUUGAAGAAGAAACCAAUCUGGGUAAAGGGCAGCAAGCGGAUCAUCAAACCAAAUUCAAGUUCCGGCGAAAUUGUCGUCCUAUCACGUGGUAAUACAGCAAAAGAUUUUCUGCAUAAAGAAAAAAUGAUUUCUAAAAAAAAUGAACAUCGGUUCAAUUCAAACAUUCCGAGGCGCAACUCAAUGGACAGCCUGGCGAGCAGCAAUAGCUACAUAAGCCCAAACCUAUAUGAAGUCAUCCCGACAUAUAUAACAUUCGAUAAAAUACCACAAGGCGAUGCACCAAACCAGCCAGGAUUUGAAAUAUUUAAUAACUGGCAUCCAUCUUUCGCUCAUAGAGGCAGCGUCAGGUACGCACAAAUUACGCCGCGAACAAAACGUAUUUCAAGUGAUCCAUUGCCAGCUCUUCCUGAUUCUUGAUAAUACCCAUUUAAGAUUCCACAUGAAUUCACUUUGACAUGUAGGAAGACACACUAUUGUAUUUCACCUAAAAAAUAAAAGCUUGUGUGCCUAAAUUGUUCAAAUCUAAUUUAGUAUAAGUCGAAAAGUCUUAAAAACGUCGUCCAUAAGGACUAAACGUUACCUUGAAACCGGAGUAAGUUAUCGAUUAUUAGUAACGAACAUAUACUGCGCGGGCACU
Molecule: messenger RNA, 1526 nt
Organism: Drosophila virilis
Lineage: Eukaryota; Metazoa; Arthropoda; Insecta; Diptera; Drosophilidae
Source: RefSeq, a predicted model, not a curated record